UUUAUGUAAAUGUGCAGUAAGGAGGCGUGACACUGAAGCGAUCAUUCUCAUACUGUCAGCUCCUGUUCUUCAAACUGUCUGUGGUUAUUGUGAGGGACACGGAUCAUUUGAAGACGGAUAGAUAACGAAAGACCAAUACAACUAUGGCUCUACAAAAUGUAACAGUGGCAAAUCAUAAUGAAACACAGUGUGCCUCAAUUGAUGAUUUCCGUAACCAAGUCUACUCCACGGUGUAUUCAAUCAUCACCGUCUUUGGGUUGAUGGGCAACGGCUUUGCACUCUAUGUGCUUCUUCGUACGUACCGGCAGACCUCAGCCUUUCACAUCUACAUGCUCAACUUGGCAGUGUCAGACUUACUCUGUGUCAGUACGCUACCUCUACGUGUAAUCUACUACGUCAACAAAGGCCAGUGGAACAUGGGUGACUUUCUUUGUCGGUUCAGUUCCUAUGCAUUGUACAUGAACCUCUACUGCAGUAUCUUCUUCAUGAUGGCCAUGAGUUUUACCCGUUUCUUGGCCAUCGUGUAUCCAGUGCAAAACCUUAGGUUAGCCACCGAGAAAAAUGCCUGGAUAGUUUGCAUGUGCAUUUGGGUGUUCAUUUGCACCACCAGUUCACCCUUUCUCCUCUCUGGACAGCAUUUUGAUGAAAAAACUAACAAAACCAAGUGUUUUGAACCACCCGAAAAUUAUAAAAACCUGAACAAACUGAUUUUGCUGAACUAUUUUUCCCUGGUGGUGGGUUUCAUUAUUCCCUUCUUAGUUAUUUUGCUGUGUUAUGUCGGCAUCUUGCGCACUCUACUCAGAAACAACACUGUCGUGAACAGGCAGCGUUACACGCGCAACAAGGCCAUUCGAAUGAUUCUCGUGGUGAUGCUGGCUUUCUUGGUCAGUUUUAUGCCCUAUCACAUUCAACGGACGCGGCAUCUUAAUUUCACAAGUCGUAAAGACACUACCUGUGAAGAGAAAAUGUACAUGCAGAAGUCUGUGGUUAUCACUCUCUGCCUGGCUGCUGCCAACUCGUGCUUUGACCCGAUGCUCUAUUUUUUCUCUGGAGAAAAUUUUCGAGUCCGCCUCUCCACCUUUCGCAGGGCUUCUGGUAAUAUCAGUAGCACCCACCAGAAUCGGCAUCGUCUUCAAAGCUCCCCACCUGUGGAGGAGAGUGAACUUCAGGUGUGUAAUGGCUCAAGCUAACUUGGAGGAAUUAAAAUGAUGUUUAUCUGACACACAAAAUCUUAAUAUGUACAUUAUAAUCUGUCAGAAUGUCAGUUACAUAAUCUACUUGCAUAUAUUGUUGGUGAGUUAUGCAAAAAGUAUCUCAUUUAUCUUGCUUCAGAUAUACAGGGAUAGAAGAUAUAACUGGGAUACCUUGUUUAUUAACACAGAAUAACACUUGUAUUUAUGUAUUUGGCAGACACUUUUAUCCAAACCGAGUACAUUCAUAGCCUACUAUACAUUUUGUUCUGUAUGCUUUCUGGGAAACCUGCAGCUGCUUUAAAAAAAACUGCAAAUUUUUAUGUUUAAUCAAAUUGGCAAGUCUAUUUUUAAUUUUUUACUAGUGAUGUGAUGCUGUAUAGUAAAAAAACAGACUGAAAUUGCUAGUUAAUUUGAUAAGUGAUUUAAAAACAUGUGAAGAACAGUACUUUAUUACUGUAUAUUGGUAUAUUGGCAGUACUGUGGGAUAUAUUGAUGUUAAUCAUACCUGUCAACAUUGGGAUUUGAAAAUAAAGUAUAUCUCCUAACCCUAACACCCCGCCCCCUUCAUAACUUUGCAAGGGAAUGGAUGGGUACGCUGACUUUCUUACUUGUCUUGUUUUUAGUACAAAUAUCUCAAAAUCUUCUUUCUUUAUAAGCAAAUGACCUAAGAAACGAAGUCUAGUUUUGGGGCAAAACAUAUACAAUUUAAGUUGACUUAAAACGAGCAGAAAUAUCUGCCAACGGGCUGAGAAAAUUUUUCUUGAAUAAGGUGUUUAAGAAAAAGUAAACUUAUUUAAAGGGACAGUAAGUAGGGUUUUAAGUGUUUUAUUAAUCAAAAUCAAUGUCUUUAUUCAUAAAUAUGUCCUCAUUUGUGUCAAAUGACCUCUGCCAGUGAUCUGAUUUUUCUUCGUAAGCAAAGAAUUUCUCCUCUUUACUUACAUUCAACGGGAAAGUCCAAGGAGGAUUACAUGUUGUUUCGCCCUAUUGAUAAACUAUAAUAGCAGAGAGAGACAAUAAGCACUAGCCUACCUAGCCUAUCUUUUCAUUCAGAACACGUGAACCAGCUGAGACGGACAAGGAGAUCAGUGAGUACAUAACAGCUACCAUUGUUGCAACACGCAUUUGAAAAGAGCACUGUUCGUUUGAAUGCAAAAUACAAUUUCACCACUAGAUGGGGGUAAAUCCUACUUAUUGUCCCUUUAAAAAAAAUCUUACCCAUUUGGCGGAUAUUUUUGC
Paramisgurnus dabryanus is the source of this 2429-nucleotide messenger RNA. The record is from RefSeq and is a predicted model, not a curated record. NCBI's taxonomy places the organism in Eukaryota, Metazoa, Chordata, Actinopteri, Cypriniformes, Cobitidae.